AUCAACUCAACUCCCAUCCCUAACACAAUCUUAACCUAAAAAAAAAUUAAAUUUCUAUUUACAAAAAAUGUAAUUAAUUUUUGAUGAAAAUUUAUCAAUUUUUCCGAUUUAAAGGAUAUGUGUACACCACUUAAUUUAUAAAAAUGUGGAAACCUUUUAAGACUCCGGAAGCUAUAUACAUGCUACGUCUUGACGAACAAGACGAAAAUUUUAAUUUAAUUUUAACAAACAUUACAGAUAUUUGGGAAACUCAUUUUUCCCUUGAGCAAUUAGUAGAAAUCUUUAAAAAAGAAAACCCUAAUAUUGAAGCCACUGAAGAUAUUGUAAAAACAAAUUUGUUGAGCACAAUUGAGGAAUUAGGAAAUGUGAAUAUUUCUUUAAAUUAUAGUGAUAAUGAACUUAAUUUAGUUCUCCAGCCAAAGUGUAGCGAUGAAUCACUUAAGUUGGGUGUACCAAAUAUUGUUUAUACAUUUUCUUUACUAAAACAAGAUAGUUCUAAGUUUAAAAAUGAACUUACAAUUCCUUUAAUUCAAACUGUCUUUUUCUUGGAGAAACAGCAGCAGGUGUUAUUGAAUUUACUAAAAAAGAAAGACAGAGAAUUAGAAGAAUACAGAAUGGAAAAAGGGGACAUUUCCAGAAAUGAUUUAAAAACAGAAACAUUUCAUUUGGAAGGAGGAAAUAAUUCAAACAAUUUAUUUUUAAAAGUAUUCAAGGAAGGUGAUGAAUUUUGGAAAUAUUUUACUGACCAGCAUGGUAAAGUUGAAAUUGACUUACUAGAUGUUGAGCCUGAACCCUGGAAUAAAAAUAAAAGAAGAAAAGUAAUUCAUAAUGCCAAAACAGCGCCUAAAAAGGGCAUUCAGUAUAAAAAGUGAUAUUUUUAACUUAAAAUAUAUUUAUACACAAUAUUCACUUGUUAUUUUAUCAGUAUAGAAAUGUUUUCCCUCUAAGGUACUCUAAUAACCAAUUUUUAAGAUAAAAACAUUUGUACAAUUCAAUAAAUAAAUAAUGUUUUAAUAAUAA
This is a messenger RNA of Sitophilus oryzae (rice weevil), 1020 nucleotides long. RefSeq lists its product as uncharacterized. Lineage: Eukaryota; Metazoa; Arthropoda; Insecta; Coleoptera; Curculionidae. Gene Ontology annotation, biological process: double-strand break repair via nonhomologous end joining. Gene Ontology annotation, cellular component: DNA ligase IV complex; nucleus. The record is from RefSeq and is a predicted model, not a curated record. Gene Ontology annotation, molecular function: DNA end binding. The transcript is spliced from 6 exons. The coding region runs from base 144 to 872 and encodes 242 amino acids.